Molecule: messenger RNA, 876 nt
Organism: Hyaloperonospora brassicae
Lineage: Eukaryota; Oomycota; Peronosporomycetes; Peronosporales; Peronosporaceae
Source: the annotation of a GenBank genome assembly
AUGUCAACAACAUCAUCGACGUCAGCGACUCUGCUGAAGCAGCGCGUGUGGGCCGGCCGGAUCCCUGUCAUGUUCUGUCUCGAUCCGAACGAAGUCACGACUCUCCAUGCGCCUCGUCCGUUCUACGCAAUGAUCCCCCGUAUGAGCUAUUUGGUGUCCCAAACCCGAGAUGUUGUCGAGUAUUUCCAGGAUGCAGCUCCUCUCGUGUCUGGUGGUCAGGGAGUCAACAUCUGGUUCGAGGCCAAAGGAGUCCCACUGCAUUGGCACAUGCCUUUCGGGUUGCUCCGAGACCUGCUCUGUGGUCCCGUAACCGACGGCGAUGCAGACUUGCCCUGGGCACUGACUGUCCAUUUCUUGGGAUUCCCUGUCGACGUGUUGCUACCUUGCGACAACGAGCAGAGCGUUGAGUCGCAUUUUAUGCACAGUCUAAAGCAGGCCACGUUUCUGCGGAUGGGGUCCACAAAAGCUGUCAUGUCCUUACCGGAAGCGCAGCAGACGCAGAUCUGGACUAGCUUGCUGCAAAAUGAUUUCGAGCGCUAUCAGGAAGCUACACGGGACCUGCACUUAGACGGAGGGGCAGAGACUUCAAAGCUGCGCCAUCUACCAUUGCGCGUGCACCUGGACAACACGCCUGUGAUCCAAAUGCCGGUUGCGCCAUUGGACAACGGCCGCGAGAAAACGUUGCGGGAAGUACUGCAAUAUUUACUGCCAGAUUUGUUUCCCGACACGGACUCGAGCUCACCAGUUGAGCACUUCCAGAUCGUCGUGCACGGCGUCUCUGUCCCGUUUGACGUAUCACUCGUCGAGCUCUACCGCAACUUUUUAUACGCCGACGGAUUCCUCUACGUCGCUGUGCUGUCCACUGCCUCCUCCUGA